This is a messenger RNA of Hirsutella rhossiliensis, 2070 nucleotides long. RefSeq names its product fungal zn(2)-Cys(6) binuclear cluster domain-containing protein. Gene Ontology annotation, cellular component: nucleus. Lineage: Eukaryota; Fungi; Ascomycota; Sordariomycetes; Hypocreales; Ophiocordycipitaceae. The coding region runs from base 1 to 2070 and encodes 689 amino acids. Gene Ontology annotation, biological process: regulation of DNA-templated transcription. The record is from RefSeq and is a predicted model, not a curated record. Gene Ontology annotation, molecular function: zinc ion binding; transcription cis-regulatory region binding; DNA-binding transcription factor activity, RNA polymerase II-specific. The transcript has 8 exons.
AUGGCGCCAACACCUCAGUCGGUGGACACGGCGACAACGCCGGGCAGCGAGGACCGGACGAAACGCAACGUGGCGUGCGUCAACUGCCGCAACUCCAAGGUGCGGUGCAAGGCGAGCCAGAUCGCCGGCCAGCCGUGUCAGCGGUGUGCCAAGCUGGACACGAAGUGCGUCGUCGACAAGACUCACAAGCGAAUUACGAGGCGGAGCAAACUGGACCAGCUUGAACAAGAGCUGCAGAGCAUCAAGCAAGCCGUCCACCCCAAGGCAGACGGCCCGUCGGCGUCGGCACCGAGCCCGGCCCCCAUCGGCCCCGGCACGCGGCCCCUGCCCGCGGACAGCAGCAAGAGUACCCUCGGGCCGCCGCCGCCGCCGCCGCCGCCGCCGGGUCAGGACGCGGGCCGACGUGCCAAGACGGGGCCGACGAAGGCGCGGGCGUUGGGCAGUCUCGUCGUGUCGGGCGAGGAUAUCGACUGGUACUUUAUCAAGUUUCUCCAGUGCUACCACCCGUACCUGCCGAUCCUGCGCAAAAAGGACCCGGACGAGUGCUUCGAGGCCAACGCGACGCUCUUCUGGGCCAUUGUGUGCGUCGCCAGCCGGCGGUACCCCCGCGACGGGGCCGUGUCGCCGGCCGCGGCCGACCACGUGGGCCGCGAGGUGUGGGCCAUGAUGGCGGCGCCGGCGCUGGGGCUCGAGGCCGUCCACGCGCUGCUGCUGCUGUGCGCGUGGCCGCUGCCGGGCAUCCGUUUCGUCACCGACCCGUCGUCGACGUUUGCCGCCGUCGCCCUCAACGCCGCCAAGCUGCUGGGCUGCCACGUCGGCCGCGGCGCCAACCCGCACUUUGCCGUCGGCCUGCGCCAGCACCUGCACUCGUCGGACGAGGAGGCCUCGUCCACUUGGCUGGCGUGCUGCAUGCUCGCGCAGCGAUCGGCAUCGAGCAUAGGCAUCCCGCCCCCCUCGAUCCAGCUCGCCGACGACGGGCCCCGGCGCGCGCUGCAGUCGCACCGCUGGACCGACUUGCUGGCCGUCUACGAGGCCCAGCGCUUCCUCAACCGCUUCUACGCCGCCAUGGCCGCGCAGCUGGGCGGCGGCGGCGGCGGCGUGCCCGAGGCCGUCGUGGCCAUGUGGGAGGCCGACUUUGAGGCGCUGAGGCCGCUGCUCGUCCGCUUCGACACAGACAUAUCCCGCUUCUGCCUCGUCGCCGCCCAGCUCGAGAUCCAGACUCACUACUUCAUCCCAACCACAGCCGCCCCCUCCUCCUCGGCGACGCCCUCGUCACCCCAGACCGACGCCCCCCGGCCCUCACUCCUGCGCAACACGGCCCGCGCCCUCGCCACGUCGCGCACCCUCGUCACCCUCGCCCUCGCCCUCGAGGCCCGCGCACAGCUCCUGACCCACGCGCCGCAGUGGGUCCUGCGCAGCCUCGUCGACGCCUCGGCCAUCAUCGUCGCCGUGCUCGCGCACCCAUCCUCCUCGGCUCUCCUCCUCGCGCAAGACGCCGCUGCCGACGCCGGGGGCGGUCCAGACGCCGCCGCCGCCGACCAUGACGCCCUCGUCCGCCAGGCCUGCGCCGCCAUGCUCCGCUGCUCCGUCCGCGACGCCGACCUGCCCCACCGCGCCUGCGUCCUCAUGGAGACCUUCUGGGCCGUCCGCAACCUCGUCGCCGUCGCCCCGCCGCCCCCGCUCGGCCCCGGCCCGUCCGCCUGGCCCGACCGCCUCGGCGCCGGCGUCACCUUCUGGUGCCUGGAGCGGUUCCGCCUGGGCCUCAGGGCCGCGCAGAGCAGCACCGACAGGGUCAACAAGGCCCUCGACCUGAUUCAACACAACCGCCCCAACGCCUCCUCGAGCAACGACGCCGUGCCGGCGUCGAGCAUCCCUCCCGCCAACGCCACCACCACAACGACGUCCAGCAACGCAGCUGGCCCUGCCGCCGCGGACAACACCGUCGACGACCCCGAGCAGCAGGCUGCUGUCCAGCCCGGCUCGGAUCCCUUCCAAGACGUCGACUGGUCCAUUUUCAUGGAUGAGUUUGGAUGGACCGGCGAAGACGCUGUCUUGCUGGGUCUACCUUGA